Messenger RNA from Ooceraea biroi (clonal raider ant), 5058 nucleotides. Its product is annotated as mucin-19. The record is from RefSeq and is a predicted model, not a curated record. NCBI's taxonomy places the organism in Eukaryota, Metazoa, Arthropoda, Insecta, Hymenoptera, Formicidae.
UUGGUGAAGCUUAAGUUAAAAUUUCAAGCUUAUCAAAGCAUCUCAAAUUUUGUUUACGCAUAUCUCCGGAACGCGCCGUCUACAUCUCUGCUCCUUCUUUUCUCUUCAAUGCGGCACAACGGUGUCGCAAAGCGGACUCAAUAGCGACCGCGCGGGCGCAUAUCUUUCGGUAACAGAAUCCGUAAUGACAAGAGGAUACCAGACGCGAUAAAACGCCGUCACACACACAAGAGCAUUCGCACGCAUUUUACAUAACAUCACGCACUUGCACACUCGCACUUCUCGGAACUUCUCUUUCAAAAGUGAUUUCUUCUCUCGUCUCGCGGUCACAUACGCCCUUACGAUUAUCAGCGCGAUGAUGUCUUCGUGAUGACGAGUGCCGAAGAGGAGACAGGCGCGAGUGGAAUCAGUGGGAGUCAGUGGUACGAUCUGGCGGGGUUGGAUGAUCGUCGAGACAUCAUUUCGUAUCACAGUCAGUCAGUCGUGAGAAAGAUCUCGCGGAAGCUCCCUGGAUCAUGCAGCCGUGCUUGAUCAUCUUAAUCUUCACGGCGAGUACCGCACUCGCGUGGUACCACGAAAAGACGCGUUAUGAUCGAUCCGUCCAUGAAGAAGGCGGUGUAACUAAUGCAGAAGACAGUGCCAACGAAAAGCAAUGGUCUUUCACUGACGACGUAACGCAAUUCGUUGCAUACAAGAGUAGAACGGAGAACGAUUGCUAUCUUGAGAAUCUCGAGCAAACUCGAACUACGUCACGUAAGAAACGGCAACCCAGGACACUUUUUGCGUCCACUGCUCUCACAAAAUUCGAGGCAUGGCGACUUGCCGGAGGUCGAAUCGUUGAUUUUUGCAAUGGACGCAGCAUCGUCUUGCUACAAGCGACCAGACCUGUGCCAGGGCAAGCCCUUGAUCCCUUCUUGAAUGAAAUCCCCAUAGAUGAAAACGAUAUUUUUCCGAAACGAGUAGCUGACGUAGUUUUAACGCCACUGAAGGCUCGGACGAAGAGACACAUUCAGCUCGAGCAACGAAAGAAAUUAAACGCGAAUUUUAAUCACAUUCGACAACGUCGGCAGACGACUCAGUUUCGAGGGAAAUUUCGUGGACAAACGCAGUCUCAAUAUCUGAAUCUCGGUAAUGAACAGAAGGAGGGUAAGGCGGAAGCUGAAGCCACUCAACAAUCUUCGCGCGCGGUAGUCAGCGGCAGUCGUGGCAUAGGUCAAGCACAAAGUAUGUCGUCAGGAGGUACUGAUUGCGAGGAUUGUCCUGGAUAUCCUGGAUAUCCCGGCAUUGAGGGACUACCGGGUAUACGGAUACCAUCCGCGGGUACGGAUGGCACUCCAGGCGUAGGUAUUACGCGUCCAGGAGCAGGACCUGGCGACGUUAUUCCUGGCAGGCAGCUAACAUAUCCUGUGGCCAUUCCCGGGAGAGGUGAAACUUAUCCUGGCACCCUUCCUGGAAUCGGAGGAGUUUAUCCCGGAGGUGUUCAGCCUGGAAUUGUAACGGAAGGUGACAGAAUAUAUCCGGGAGGUAUUCGACCUGGAACCGUGACACCGGGAGUUGAUAGAAAAUAUCCUGCGGGUGUCCAGCCUGGAACUAUCACUCCUGGUGGUGUUCGACCUGGAGUUGUGAUGCCCGGGGCCGACGGAAUCUAUCCUGGAGCUGUAAGUCCUGGAACUGUGACAACAGGAGGUAAUGGAAUCUAUCUUGGAGGUGUUCAGCCUGGAAGAAUAAGACCAGAGGGUGGAAUAUAUCCUGGAGGCGUUCAACCCGGAGCUGUAAGGCCGGGAGCUGAUGGAACGUAUCCUGCAGGCGUUCAACCUGGAGCUGUAAGGCCGGGAGCUGAUGGAACGUAUCCUGCAGGCGUUCAACCUGGAGCUGUAAGGCCGGGAGCUGAUGGAACGUAUCCUGCAGGCGUUCAACCUGGAGUUGUAAGACCGGGAGUUGAUGGAACGUAUCCUGGAGGCGUUCAACCCGGAGCUGUAAGGCCGGGCGGUGAAGGAAUAUAUCCACCUGGAACUUUAAUCACAGGUGACCGUGGAGUUUAUCCCGGAGUUCAAGUUCCACGCGGCGGCGUACCCGUGGGAGUUGGUACAGGCAUCGGAAUAUAUCCAGGAGGUAUCCAACCUGUCGUCCAACCGGGACAAGCUGCUUAUUCUCCCAGUGGCGCAUCAGUGACUACUUCAGUAACGACAAGUGCAAUUACCGGAACUGGAGCUUAUCCGGGUGGUAUUGUACCUGCAGGACUACCAGCUGGCACAUAUGCGGGAGGAGUUCCCGGAACUUAUCCCGGAACUGGAGUCUAUCCUGGCGGUGUCCGACCUGGUACCGUUCCAGGAACAGGUGUUCCUGGAACUUAUCCUGGCGGUAUUAUUCCAGGAGGAACAAUAGGUGGUCAAGUAGUUUAUCCUGCUGAGACUGGCGUGGUUUAUCCCGGCGGUCUUGCACCGGGCACUUUGCCAGGUAGAGGUCAGGUACCUGGCACAGUUACGACCACAGGUCCAGUGGCUGGUGGUGAUGCGCAAGUAGUAACUUACCCGGCCGGUCGACCAACAGACGGUGAUCGGGUGCUUUAUCCAAGUGGUGUUCUUCAGCCUGGCAGAACUCCCGAAGAAAUUCCAGGCACACAGGUUGUGUAUCCAGGUGGCACGUACCCCGCAGGUACCAUACCAGUCACGUAUCCUGGAGGUACGCAACAGCUUAUUCCUCCUAGUGGUACUCUGUAUCCUGGUCAAGAAACUUAUCCUAGUGGAGGUGAAGGCCGAGUGCAAAUAUAUCCAGGACAAUAUCCUGGUGCUGGAAUUCCCGGAGCAACGAGAAUUCCAGGAGGAACGGGCGUACCGGGAGGUGCUCAGUAUCCAGUAGCUACAGUGGGUGGUCAAACAGUGGAAGGAACAGGAGUUCCUGGGCGGUAUCCUGGCCAGUAUCCAAGCGGCCAAGAAGUCGGUCAGUAUCCAGGAAGACGUUAUCCAGGAAUAGGUGGAAUCGCUGGAGAAGUUCCGCAAUAUUACACGCAGCCUGGUGUGCCAGGUGUGUCCGCGGGCGUCGCGGACGACGGAGCCGAAUCACAAGCAUCGAGCUCCGUGCAACAGGUGGACUCGGGCACUCAGGCGAGCGCCUCGGCUCAAGGUAAAUACGGUUCGGGCACGGCUCAAUCGCAGGUGACCGGCACGUACAGCGGCAGUGGCAGCUUCUCAGCCCAGGCUGGCACCAGCGACGCCAAUAAGAGCGCUCAGACCGAGGUCAACGGCGGUGAACAAGGUGCCAGCAGCAACGCGCAGGGUGUCGGCGGUUAUGGAAAAAGUCAGGCACAGGUUCAGCUGGAUUCUGAUUCCGGCGCGACGUCAACCGGAGCCCAGAGUAGCGGUUGGAACCACGGUACCAAUUCGCAGGUGCAGGCGAGCUCGAAGGGCGGCAUGGCCGAUGCACAGGCAAACGGCGAAGGUAGCACCUCCAGUCAGGCGCAGAUUGGAUUUCAACCAUACCUGAAGAACGAGGCUGAGGAAGCGGAGAGGCGCGCAGUGCCAUUCCGCGGCAGUGGCACGGCAUCAGCCCAGAGCGGCACUCACCGCGGUCAGUCGCAGUCGCAGCUGCAGGGCUCCUUCCAGUACGGGAUCACGUACACUGGCGCAGCGCAGGCUGGUUCUGGAUCGGGUGCCGCAUCCUCGCGAAAGCCUUUCACCUUCAACAUCACCGAUACCGACCUCUUCAAGCCGUUCAAGCCGCAGCCACCUUUGAGUAAACCGGCGAAUGCUGAGGAAAGCAGUGCACAGGCUAUCCCGCCAGCAAGAUCGAAUUAUGAGAAUGGACGAGGUUUGCAGAGCAGCUCGACCUCGAAGCAGAUCGUCGUCGUGAACUCCAAGGAUGACUCGAACGACAGGAAGACGUCGUCCACCGCAAAAUCACGGAAGGACGACGUCGUGUAUGACGAGGAAUAUGACGAGGAAUAUGACGAGGAUGAUUAUCCUGCCGCACCUCCGCCGGAUUCGCGAGGGAUUCAGGAAAAGUUCCCGAAAGCUCUUCCCAGUUCCAGCUCCAGUCCAACACUGAGUUCGAACUCCAAUCCAACUCCGAGUUCCAGCUCUAAUCCAACACUCAGCAAGACCGUUUCACAGCAAAGCCGCACUCAGUCGCAGACAAUACGGGUCGUCAAGGGGAACCAGUACGACUUGCACGUUAGUCAGGACUCGAACGUACAACCUGGCGAUACCCUGCAACCGGGACAAUCCGUGGGAGGCUACGCUAUCCCGCCUGAACUCCGCGGCAAAGUGAUAUCGACCGCCGGCGUCGAGACCAUCGCUCAGGGCGAUGGCAAGUCGCAGUCGCAGACGGUGUCAGUGGUACCAAAGGAUCUGAACAACACCAGGACGCCCGUAAUAGAGACUAGGUCGUUGCAGACCAGCCACGAACGUCACAUCGGCCGGCACACGUCGAGCGGGAAAGAUCAGAGAUCCUCCAGCAGUCACAACGCAUCUUCCGACAGAUACGUGAAACCUAUUCCGGCUGCGAAACCGAGUUAUUACACGGUGACCAACAGCUUCGCCGGCAAGAUGAACGGCAGCAACGAGCCGAGAAAAUACGAGCAUCGAUAUUACACGAAAAGCUCUACCUGCGGCUACUUCACGUUCUCUUGUAACGUUGUAUACGGUUCGAACGGCAGGACAAAAAUCUGUAAGCCGAGGAUGCCGACGUAUCCAAACGGCACGCCCAUGAGAUGCUGAGCAACAAAGGUAUAUCGAUAAUUCUUGAAUUAUUAUAUUAAACACGAUCGUAUAAUUAUUUCUGACGAUCGGUUCUGCAAAGUACCUAUCCCGCGUUAGAAGAAUCGCUUUCCUCAAGUAAUCCGCCGAGUAAUUCGACGCAAUUUGUGCGAGUUGCUCGUAGAGAUCGUAGAUUAGAUCGUAAUUUAGAUUUCGAUCAUAAUUAAUAAUCGCUAAUUGCUUUCGUGAUACAAUUGUUUUAUUAAGGUACUUGAAAUUAUCGACUGUGUAGAAUAGUGAACGUGUUGCUACAUCAAUCGCUGCUAUUUAUUAAGUUUUGUCAAUAAAAUACACUUUGAUUAGG